AUGAAAACAUCAUAUUUCUGCAUUUUAUUUAUUGGUGUAUUGGCCCUCUUGGUCGAGUCACUUCCUGUGUCCCAACCGAAUCACGUCUCCCUGGUUAAGCGUUCUCUUCCGUCUAAUCUCAAAUGGACUGAAGUACGCGAAAUACACAAGAAGCGUCAUUUGAUCAAAUUUGAGGGGAUGAUUACGGGUCUGUUUAAUAAAGGAAUGGUUAAUGUGACAACUAUGAAUGCGCUAAAUGAAGCCAAAUGUGGACGCACAGAAAAAUUGCAAAAUGAAGGAAAUGUGGACAUUGGCUAUUUUGGUCCUAUUAAGAUUGGCGGCCAAACUUUUCAGGUGAUAUUUGACACCGGUUCUUCUGACCUUUGGGUUCCAUCAAAAAACUGUUCAUCUCCAGCAUGUACCGCCCAUAAGGCUUUCAUAGAGUCAGAAUCAAAAACUUUUGUUGACCUCAAUACGACUACCGGAAUCACUUAUGGCGCUGGUCAAGUUAAUCUUACCAGUGGUCGAGACACCGUUGAAAUUGCUGGGAUAACAGCUUGCCAUCAAACAUUUGGGCGUACUUUUAUAGAGUCCGAUGAUUUCCUUAAAGUUGAAUUCGACGGUAUCUUUGGGAUGGCUUUUGAUAGCCUAAGUGCACAAAAUGCCUCGACCCCCUUCUCCACCAUGGUUCGACAAAAGAAAGUGACUAAUUCGUUCUUCGGUUUCCAUCUCUCUCGUGCACGGGAUGCUGGAGAUGUCGGCACUUUAACAAUAGGCGGAGUCGACAAAAGUAAAUUUACUGGAUCUAUCAACUUUAACAACGUAGUCGGUGACACUGGAUUUUGGUUGAUCAAAUUAGAUUCCGCUUCUGUCGAUGGUGAUUCAGCUGUGACAAAACGACCCGCCAUUAUUGACACUGGCACCACUCUCGUACUCGUCCCAACGGAAGAUGCAAUUUUUAUUCACUCGAAAAUUCCUGGCUCGCAAGUAAUCCAGGGUGAAUUUGCAAUACCAUGCAAUACUACUUCCAAAGUUUCCUUCGCAUUUGGUGGUGUGUCUUAUAAAAUUGAUCCCAGAGACUUGAAGGUAACAACCAUUCCAAACGCUCCAGGAAUGUGUCUUUCAGGAAUUGGUGCAAGCGAUGCACUCGGUGGUGCAUGGUUGGUGGGCGAUGUUUUCCUAAAGAACGUCUACUCGGUAUUUGAUAUUGAAAAGAAAGCUGUGGGAUUCGCUCCUAGUGUCCGCUCUAAAUGUUCUACUUAA
Molecule: messenger RNA, 1242 nt
Organism: Acaulospora morrowiae
Lineage: Eukaryota; Fungi; Glomeromycota; Glomeromycetes; Diversisporales; Acaulosporaceae
Source: the annotation of a GenBank genome assembly